Racocetra fulgida is the source of this 396-nucleotide messenger RNA. The record is from the annotation of a GenBank genome assembly. Lineage: Eukaryota; Fungi; Glomeromycota; Glomeromycetes; Diversisporales; Gigasporaceae.
AUGAUGGAUAAUACUGAAAUCCUUAUAUCUCUAGCCCAACAAUCAUCAACAUCACCUAUGUCAAUAAAAACUUAUGGUGAUAUUUAUUUAAAUAUUCAAACUACAGAACGUGCUGUAGAAUUUUUUGAGCAACUGGGCAUUCUCCCUAGAAUACGUUUCUGUUCUAAAUGCACAAGUGCUAUGCAUAAAACAAAGGAUAAUUCUCAUGGUGAUAAGCAGAAAUGGACCUGUACUUUGAAAACUGCUUGUGGUCAUGCUACUACUUUAAGGUCAGAAACGUGGUUAGCAAAAUCUAAGCCAUCCCUUGCACAAAUUGCCAAAAUUAUGUUUUGUUGGUCUCAUAGUUUGCCCCAAAAAUUUGCUGUUUUUGAAAGUGGAAUUAGUGCUCAUAUAAUG